AUGCCAGUGAGUCAUGACACGUCUCCUCCAACUACAGUCAUCGUGCCGGAUAUGUUUUCGUCUAUCAUGUCCACCAUACCAAAAGUCAACAAACACUAUGAGGCCGUGAAAAUCGAAUGCAACCUUUGGGUGAAACAGAUCCUUGGUCUAAGUGAAGCGCAGUACCAGAAGAAUUUGAAGGCAGAAUUCGCGCUUCUUGGAAGUCUCUGGGUACCAGAAGCUGAUAAAGAUGCAUUGAGACUCGUCAUAGAUUGGCUUCAGUGGGUUUUUUACUUUGAUGACCUGUUUGAUGAUGGGGUCUUUAAAGACGAUCCAGAAGGCGCUAAAAGAGAAGUCGAGGGCACCCUUGCUCUUAUGUCAGAGGUCGAAGAGACGACGCUUGAAACAGAGGACCUCUCUGGAAUGGCUUUUCAAAUUGACCUCCCAAGCUAUGUCAUUGAGAAUAACUCAGUUAAAGAGUGUGAGGAUGUUUGCUCCGACUUGGUGCUUUUGGUGAAUGAUGCUCUUUCAUUCAAGAAAGAACAGGAAAUGGGUGUUCAGCACAACAUCAUAAACCUCCUUCAGCACCAGGGACUUUCUCUGCAACAGGCCAUGAAUCAAAUUGGGGUCUUACUCAAUGAUUGCUACAGACGCUGGUAUACUUCACUCGCUGAGAUGCCAAUCUAUGGUGAAUCAGUUGAUAGAGAGCUAGCACGAUACAUUGAGGGCUGCCGAAUCAUUGCCUUAGGAAAUCUUCACUGGAGCUAUGCCACAGGCCGGUAUCUGGGUACGCAGGGAGUCCAAGUGCGAAAGACCCGCGUCAUAUCGAUAGGUAAAGAUCAUACGCGUGAGUCGAAUGACUUGACGGUUUCUUAA
This is a messenger RNA of Penicillium malachiteum, 855 nucleotides long. Its product is annotated as terpene synthase family protein. Bases 1 to 855 code for a protein of 284 amino acids. The record is from RefSeq and is a predicted model, not a curated record. Lineage: Eukaryota; Fungi; Ascomycota; Eurotiomycetes; Eurotiales; Aspergillaceae. The transcript has 10 exons.